AUGAAGCUGUUUCUGCUGUUUGUGGUAGGUCUGAGUUUGACCGAACAGGCUUCAACCCAGGACAGUUGUGGCCAGAGGUUCCUGGUUGGCCCUCCAGCUGAGUCUCGGAUCGUGGGAGGCCUGGAGGCUCCAGAGGGGGCGUGGCCCUGGCAGGUCAGCAUCCAGAUCUAUUUCAGCCAUCACUGCAGCGGGACGAUCCUAAACAAUCUAUGGGUGCUCACUGCCGGUCACUGCUUCAGCAGAAUCCUAAAUCAUUUCAGCCUAAGAUAUUUGCAUGUGGUGGCAGGACUAUCCAUGUUAUCUACCCCUGGAGAAUACGUACAGAUCCACCCUGUUUCUGAGAUCAAAAUCCACAAGGACUUCGAUGAGGAGUCAGGUGACUACGAUGUGGCCCUGCUGCUCCUUGUCUACCCCCUGAAAUUCACUGAUCAUGUCCAACCCAUCUGCACUCCUGACAGUGUGACACACGAGUUUCUCUUCAACUUCACCAACUGCUUCAUCACUGGAUGGGGCAGCAUGUUUCACAAAGGUCCUCCUGUGAACACACUACAGGAAGCUGAGGUGGAGCUCAUCGACACAGGAACAUGCAACUUGGACACCUGGUACUCGGGUCUUAUCACUGAAAACAUGAUCUGUGCUGGACUGAAGAGCGGGGGAGUCGAUACGUGUCAGGGUGACAGCGGGGGCCCUCUGCAGUGCUACAGUGAGGAUGAGGAGAGGUUCUACGUGGUCGGAGUGACCAGUUUUGGGGAUGGUUGUGGACUUCGUUUCAGGCCGGGGGUCUACGCUCGGACCACCAGGUUUUCAGACUGGAUAAAGGAGACUCAGGAAGAUGUGUCUGUCAUGAGUGGACACAAAACUGAAAGAACAGACAUGAAACUGGUCUCAGUUCUGCUCAUUUUGGUUUUGAAGCUGCUCUGA
Sphaeramia orbicularis (orbiculate cardinalfish) is the source of this 921-nucleotide messenger RNA. Its product is annotated as acrosin. NCBI's taxonomy places the organism in Eukaryota, Metazoa, Chordata, Actinopteri, Kurtiformes, Apogonidae. Gene Ontology annotation, molecular function: serine-type endopeptidase activity. The transcript has 5 exons. Gene Ontology annotation, biological process: proteolysis. The coding region runs from base 1 to 921 and encodes 306 amino acids. The record is from RefSeq and is a predicted model, not a curated record.